Messenger RNA from Gavia stellata (red-throated loon), 2078 nucleotides. It is a transcript of the gene HMBS, whose product is annotated as hydroxymethylbilane synthase. Bases 1 to 1146 code for a protein of 381 amino acids. Gene Ontology annotation, biological process: heme biosynthetic process. The transcript is spliced from 14 exons. Gene Ontology annotation, cellular component: cytoplasm. Gene Ontology annotation, molecular function: hydroxymethylbilane synthase activity. The record is from RefSeq and is a predicted model, not a curated record. NCBI's taxonomy places the organism in Eukaryota, Metazoa, Chordata, Aves, Gaviiformes, Gaviidae.
AUGGCCGAGCCGGGCGCGGCCGCCGUGAGUUGGGGUCUCGCGGGGGCUGGAGGCGCGACGGUGGGGCGGCCGCUGACCUGGUUGUUGCCGCAGGGCGAGAACGGCGUGGGCGGCAGAGCGGUCCGCGUGGGCACCCGCCGGAGCCAGCUGGCCCGGAUUCAAACUGACAGCGUAGUCGAGGUGCUCCGUGAGCUAUACCCCCACCUCCGCUUUGAGAUUGUUGCCAUGUCAACAACUGGAGACAAGAUCUUGGAUACAGCGCUUUCCAAGAUCGGGGAGAAGAGCCUCUUCACCAAAGAGCUGGAAAAUGCACUCGAAAGAAAUGAAGUUGACCUUGUGGUUCACUCCUUGAAGGACCUGCCAACUUCUCUUCCUCCUGGCUUUACCAUUGGCGCUGUCUGCAAACGGGAAAACCCACUAGAUGCUGUCGUCUUUCAUCCCAAAAACUGUGGGAAAACACUGAGCCUCCUUCCUGAAAAGAGUGUGAUUGGAACCAGCUCGCUUCGGAGAGCAGCCCAGCUCAAAAAGAAGUUCCCUCAGUUAGAAUUCAGGGAUAUCAGGGGGAAUUUAAAUACCCGCUUAAAGAAGCUAGAUGAGAAGGAAGACUUCAGUGCCAUCAUCCUGGCUGCUGCUGGGCUGAAGAGAAUGGGCUGGGAGAAUCGCAUCGGCCAGCUCCUAAGCCCUGAAGAUUGUCUCUAUGCUGUUGGACAGGGUGCCUUAGCAGUGGAAGUUCGUGCCAAGGACCAAGAGAUACUGAAUAUGGUAUCUGCCCUGCAUGAUGUGGACACUGUGUUAUGCUGUAUUGCUGAGAGAGCCUUUAUGAAACGUUUGGAGGGUGGAUGUAGUGUCCCCGUUGCCGUCAACACUGUGCUGAAAGAUGGCCAGUUGUAUUUGACAGGAGCAGUCUACAGUUUGGAUGGCUCCGAUAGCCUGAAGGAGACUAUGCAGACCAGUGUUAAUUAUCCCCAACAGAAUGAAGAUGGACCGAAUGACGAUGUGCAGCAUGUUGCCAUCACAGCCAAGAAUGUCCCUGGUCAGGCCCAGGAAGCUGCAGAGAACCUUGGUGUCGAAGUAGCUAGUUUACUUCUGAGCAAGGGAGCUAAGCAUAUCCUUAGCGUGGCAAGGCAGCUCAACGAUGCCCGCUAAGCUGGUGGUGCGGUCGGCGCGAUUGCUACAACUGUAGCAAGUCCCUGCAGCUACGCUGUGGUCCUCCUUGGGAGGAAGGGAUUUAUUUAAACGUUCGCACCGGUCUUAUCUGAUAUUUGGGCACAAAAACUUGAAAUACUAAGUUGACUAACUUGAGUAGUUUAUGCUGUUCAGGGUUUUUGUCCCUCUCUGCCCUUCUCUAAAUUGCAAAGUGUCUCUGUGAAGUUUUUUCAACAAUUUUUGUAGCUAGAAAGUUUUUAAAAAAAAAAAAAAAUUAAAAAGCCCCCCCCCCCCAACUGUAAGUGUUAUCCUAUUCCAUUUAGGAACAAGGCACUCAUUUCAGAUUGUCAUCGGGAACUCAGCUGUGAUGGUAGUGAAGUGCUGUACCGUGCUGACGGUACUAAAGUACUUUCGGUAAUCAUUAUUUGGGCCCAUUUGCUCAUGGCAACUCUGAAGAGGAAGACUGAUGUUGGAUUCCUAGUACUGGGUUCCUCAUAGUAAAAAUUAGCUGUGUUCAUCAUAGGUGUCAGUUAAGCUAAGAAAUUAAGUUUGCGGUUAUCAUCAGAUGCAAAUUUGUCAAUUGGCCGGUAAUGAAUUGGGAAGUAAGUGGACAGUGUCUAGUUUCCCUUGUAUGCUUGCCUUUAAAGGCAAUCUGAGAUGGGCCUUUGUCUAUGCUAACUGGGAGGUGAAGAGGAAGCCCAAAUUUGGGCUGUUGUGCCUUUCUUUGUAACUGUUAGCCCUUUCCUUGUACCGUGGCUCCUCGCACUCGCUACCACGUCUCGUGCAUUACAGUGCCUUGUAGAAACACUGAAACGGCACCUUACCGGGGCCCCGGUUUGGAAAUGAAGUAUUGUUUAUUCUCUAUGCAAUGUCCACCGAAUGUAACAGACGAUAAAUACAGUUACGUCAUAAGCACCCCAGUGUAAGUUUAA